Molecule: messenger RNA, 941 nt
Organism: Moneuplotes crassus
Lineage: Eukaryota; Ciliophora; Spirotrichea; Euplotida; Euplotidae
Source: the annotation of a GenBank genome assembly
UUUACAAAAAUGGAGGAUUCUAAAAUUUCUCUUGAGACUCAUUACACCUUGAACAAUGGAUAUAAGAUACCAAAGGUUGGCCUUGGCACUUUUGACAUGAAAUCUGUUGAUGAAGUCUACACUGCAAUUGUAGAAUGAGGAUACAGACAUAUUGACACAGCCAACUAUUAUUUUAACGAAGAUAUCAUUGGUGAGGCCCUACAGAAAGUGUACAAGGAGACUGACCUCAAGAGAGAAGAUCUCUUCAUCACCUCUAAGAUCUGGGGUCACCAGAAAAAGGACGUCAAAGGUGCUCUUAAUGCCUCUCUGGAAAAACUUCAGACUGACUACUUGGACCUCUAUCUGAUUCACUGGCCUGUAGCUUAUGAAGAAGAUGAGAAUGGGAAAUAAAGUGCCUCUUAAAAUCCCUAAUCAUGUUGUAUGGGCUGAAAUGGAAAAACUUGUUAAUGAAGGCCUUAUUAAGAGCAUUGGGGUUUCCAAUUUCAAUGUUCAAACUUUGCUAGACAUGCUAGCAUAUUGUGAGAUCAAGCCUGUUUGCAACCAGAUAGAACUUCAUCCAUAUCUCGUCCAGGAUGAACUUGUCAAAUUUAUGAAAGAUAAUGAUAUCAUCCCAGUAGCAUAUUGUCCUUUGAUCAGAGCUGGUCUUGAAGAAAGAAACGGGCCUAAAGAUGUCUUCGAACUAGAAGUGAUCCAAGACUUAGCCAAAAAGUACGACAAGACUCCUGGUCAGAUCCUCCUCAAUUGGGGAUUACAGAGAGGUCAUGUGGUCAUUCCUAAAUCCUCUAAAAAGUCUAGGCUAAUUGAAAACCUGGCUUGUAGCUCUUUCACGCUUGAUUUUGAAGAUGUGGCUAAACUAUCAGAACUUGACUGCAACUGGAGGUGCUGCUCCAGCAAAAGAUAUGACUUUUGAUUCAAUUAUGACAUUUUCUGCUAAAUCAAUA